GGUGAGUUGAAUGUGCCUCCGCGGCCGCCGUACUUGUGUCUGAAAGUAAAGUCUCGAAGCUGUGCUAACCACUAGCUAGGUCAAACAAUGGCUGAAUAUUCCCACGUUAAGUCAACCAAACUGGUUUUGAAAGGUCUUAACAAAGGGAAAAAGAGGAAGCAUAAAGAUAAGAAGAAAAAAGCAGAUGAUGAAGAAAAACCUGAUAUUAUUGGUGGUUGGUGGUCUGUCACCAACUUUGGGGACAUCUCUGGAUCUGUUGCCAUAGAGAUGCAGAACAACUCUUACAUCCAUGCCCUGGAUAGUGGGCUCUUCACACUCGGUGCACCACACAAAGAUGAUGAAGGACCUGACCCCCCAGAGCAGUUUACUGCCGUCAAGCUCUCGGACACAAGGAUAGCCUUGAAGUCCGGAUAUGGCAAGUACCUGGGAAUCAACUCUGACGGUUUGGUAGUAGGCCGCUCUGACGCCAUUGGCUCCAGGGAACAAUGGGAAACCGUCUUUCAGGACGGCAAAAUGGCUCUCAUGGCAGCAAAUAGCUGUUUCAUCUCCUACAGUGAAAGUGGGGACAUCGAGGCCAAGAGCAAGACAGCAGGGGACGACGAGAUGGUGAAGAUCAGAUCGAGUGCGGAAAGGGAAGUCAAGCAUAAAGAUGACAUCGCAGAAGAGGACAGGGGCAACGUGAAGUCUUGCGAGGUCAAUUAUGUGAAGAAGUUUCAGAGUUUUCAAGAUCGGCGGCUCCGGGUUAACGAGGGAGACUCCACCACGCUAAAGAAAGCCAGAACAGACGGGAAGUUUCAUGAAUCCUUGCUUGACAGGAGAAGCAAAAUGAAAGCAGACAGGUACUGCAAGUGAAUACUCAACUUUGUAGGUUACUGCCAUGUCUUUGUAAAUGUCUUAAUUUUUAAGAUUUGGCCAUUUGAUCUGACAUUUAAUGUACUCUUUGUUUUUUGUUUUGUUUUUAAUAUUUUGAAUAAAAUGACAUGGUCAAAUCA
Molecule: messenger RNA, 992 nt
Organism: Anoplopoma fimbria (sablefish)
Lineage: Eukaryota; Metazoa; Chordata; Actinopteri; Perciformes; Anoplopomatidae
Gene: frg1
Product: FSHD region gene 1
Exons: 9
Coding region: 88-852 (254 amino acids)
Cellular component (GO): striated muscle dense body; nucleolus; catalytic step 2 spliceosome
Molecular function (GO): actin filament binding
Source: RefSeq, a predicted model, not a curated record